AAGUAGACCAUUAAGUGUGUGAACCGCCGCUCUAUCAUUACGCAGUGUACCAGUUGGCACAUCUUCAUCUGUCGCAGUGGACCCAAGUUAUCACAGCAUCAGUCUGUCGGUGCCCGCCGUCUCGAGAGGAGAUAUUGGAUGCCCGGUCUGUCGGUGUAUACCUCUGAACGAACCGACAGCCACAACCUAGCGAGCGUGCGCCAGUUUUGACACUAGUAUCGUGUGUUGAUAUCAGCAGUGACGCUAACUGAACAGUGUUGUCGCCUGUGUUUCAAAAGCGUGUCUCCUCUGUAUAACUCUGUUAACGAGUGAGCCCAAGGGCUGCUGUAUGAGCUACAUGAAUCGGAUUUGGUGACUUUUCGUUUGUUAUUCUCGGAAUGGAAAUGAAAACAGAAAGUGUCAACGAACGGCUUCAAGAUAUGUCGACCCCGGGACUUCGGGAUGAAGACAUCAUUCGACCACCGAGUCGUAGUGAUAGUGAAAUAAGUGUUGGGUGUGAGGAUGAACAAAAGCGUUCGGACGGAUCCCCAAUGGAUAUGAGCGCAGAAGCGCAUUUCUCCACGGAAGACGAUGGUGACGUGGACACUGAAGUAGAACCUCACUCUCCCUCGACUUCUCGAGGAGGUCAUUCCCCGGCUCUGUCAUCGGCGUCAGUUCACACAGAAUCUUUUAAUUAUUUAUCCGAUGAUGAAUAUUUUAGACCAUUAAAGAGGUUAGCCAUGUCGAGCACAUCCCCAACUCCUUCAGAGCGACGACCGAACUCUAGUUCGUCCAAUCCUCCCAUUCCUUCUCCACUGACAUGUUCAAUGGACGCCUCCCGACAGAGUUGCUCUUCUCCCACGAAAAAAUUGCAGGAGGAUGCAGAGGCUGAGGAACGCCAGCAGAGAAUAGAAAGGUCACUCGAGGAGGAGAAAAACAACCGCUUACGAUCUUUUUCUAUUCUUGAUAUUUUAUCUUAUAAACCCUCUCGACGGAAAUCAUCGGUUCCAGUAAAGAUCGUACGGCCUUGGGACCGAGAAGAGAAUUCGCGUUGUGAAAAAAUUCAGCAACGGAAUCAUCAAGAUAAAAGCGAAGGAACUAAAUCAAGCAAAACUAACGAUAAAGGAGGUGCAUUAGACGCUCUCUUCAAAAUGACCAACAAAACUCUUGAUAAUCUCAACAAGGAAGAUAAAACAGAUGCUUCGAGCCUCUUCAAUAACAGGCAGCCUCCCAAGAAGAAGCGAAAAAGUCGGACGGCCUUCACAAAUAACCAAAUUUUUGAGCUUGAGAAAAGAUUUCUUUAUCAGAAAUAUUUAUCGCCAGCAGACCGAGAUGAUCUUUCACAGAACCUUGGCCUGAGUAAUGCACAGGUAAUCACGUGGUUCCAGAACAGACGAGCGAAGUUGAAGCGCGACAUGGAGGAGUUGAAGCGCGAUGUCGAGAACGCUAAAGUGAUCACAUCGAGCAUCUCGACGAGCCUGGCGAGCAGCUUACCACCGAGUAUAUCUGAGAAAACCUUACUCGAGGCCUCGGUCAACAUGGCCGCCUUUAUGAAGGCCCGAGAGUUGCCCAAAAUGCCCACAAUCGUAAGCCUGCCUCGGUAGUGGCCUUCAUGAAGGCUGAAGAGCUGUCGAAGAUGUCCACAAUCUGAAACCUGCCCGGUAUAGUGGCCUUCAUGUAGGCUGUAGAGCUGUCGAAGAUGCCCACAACCGUAAGACCGUCUUGGUUGCAGCCUUCAUGAAGAUCACAGAGCUGCUGAAAUCGCCCACAAUCGCAAGCCUUCCUCGGUAGUGGCCUUCAUGAAGAUCUUAGAGCUGCCGAAGAUGCCCACAAACGUUAGCCUACCUCGGUAGUGGCCUUCAUGAAGGCACUGGUACUGAAAAAAAGCCCCCACAAUUGUAAACCUGCCUCCCUGCUGGGUAAAGUGGUAGCAAUGUUUGUGAUGAAUCCCAAUGAAUGUUAACCGACUUUUAUCUUUAGAUUAAUUUAAAACGUUCAGUGGUAGUAAUGGACGCAAAAAAAUGCCCGCAUUCCUAAUUUGGACGAAUCGUGAAGAAACUUGAUGGAAGAGGAUGGCGGAAUGGAUAAAACAUUUGAAGAAAAAAUCCAUUUUAUUGAAAAUCCAUUAACUUUAAAUAAUGAAUUCGAAAGAAAAUUUGGUUGAACCGUCCUGACGUAUUCAUUCACUGGAAUGAAGUAAAAGAUGAGUUCUUGAAAAUACUUAGGUAUAUUUUAUAAUUCCUGAUACCGUCUUAGGUGAAAAGUGGCGAAUCCUAUACAUUUCAGCUCUUCAUUAAUCAAAAAAGAUCGAUUACCUGAUAAGCCUUUUGAGACGCUUCUCUGGUGACAUAAAAAUAACAUUUUUAUUCCACUCGUGUGAUAUUUCGAGAACCGAAACUCCGACUAUUUUUCCAGUUUGUGUUAGAUAAACUGAAAAAAAAGCUGCGUAGUUCCGCCACUAAUCCACGGAAAUGUCACAAUGUAUUUCGUGUAUUUCGAAAAAUGAAGCGUUGAAAGAUCGUGUGAAUAUUCUAGCUGUACAUGUUUAUGAAAUUAUGAUUCCUAUCUUUUAUAGCUGAAUAAUGUUAGGCCGUAGAAAAUAGAUGCAAUUUGCCAAAUAUUUUAAUGUAGUUCUGAUUCAUAUAUAUUCAACAUAGUUAUUCUGGACAAAACGCUGCGGAAAUUUUAUUAGAAAAUUAAUAAGUAUUCGUCUUAUAGGUUUGAUUGAACACCGAAACAUAAUGCUGGCUUCACGAAUGAAUAGUCUUAUUCGUGAAGGCUGGGGAAAAAAUUAUGAAUUAUUGGUCGAUUGCAGAUUUUCAAAAUCAAUUGAUGCUGUUAUUUGAUACAAUCAAAUUCUAUUGGAUGUACUACUACACAUUAUUAUCAAAUUUAUGUAACUUAAAAACAUUUUUCUCGAGCUAAACGCGAAAUUCAAUUUAAUUUAAACCUUUAAUACUAUUUCGAAUAAUAUUGCAAUUGCUCAUUCAUUUUUAGGACAAUUUAUGUUUCUAUAUUCCAUUUAAAUGAGAAGCUGUCAUUAGGUUUGCUCUAAAAUUCCGAAUAGAUCAGUGACUUAGUUGAUAAUUAUUCAAUAAAUUAUUUUACGGAUAUUAUUUGUUAACUGUUUUUACUUAUUGGUUUCUAAAAGAGUUAUGUUUGUAUCGCUCUUUUAUUUAAUUGUCUUUCCUAGAAUUAUUUUUUGGUGUUUGUAUAUAUGAACAUAUCGAUCCACCAAUUAUCUAUUUGUCGAUGUUAUUUAAUGUAAUAAAUGAGAAAAAAUUUU
Molecule: messenger RNA, 3265 nt
Organism: Hyalella azteca
Lineage: Eukaryota; Metazoa; Arthropoda; Malacostraca; Amphipoda; Hyalellidae
Product: transcription factor LBX1
Exons: 3
Coding region: 378-1583 (401 amino acids)
Biological process (GO): regulation of DNA-templated transcription
Molecular function (GO): DNA binding; DNA-binding transcription factor activity, RNA polymerase II-specific
Source: RefSeq, a predicted model, not a curated record